Molecule: messenger RNA, 288 nt
Organism: Laetiporus sulphureus 93-53
Lineage: Eukaryota; Fungi; Basidiomycota; Agaricomycetes; Polyporales; Laetiporaceae
Product: transcription factor Pcc1
Exons: 3
Coding region: 1-288 (95 amino acids)
Cellular component (GO): EKC/KEOPS complex
Source: RefSeq, a predicted model, not a curated record
AUGUCCGUGACAAACACGACAUGGCACACAAUAACUGUCCGUAUCCCCUUUGAGUCGGAGAAACAUGCCACCAUCGCGAAGCAGGUGCUCGAAGUCGAUCGAGAACUGCAACCUCAGGCCGUGAAGAAGACGCUGGCAGUAGAAGGCAACGACCUCGUCGCGAGCAUCACGACGUUGACGGUCAGGCUCGCACGUCUCACAGUGAACGCAUUCCUGGAGAACGUCGACCUCGUCGUCCGGACUAUCGGAGAAUUCGGUGGAGACGCAGAGCGGAGACAGACGGCGUAG